UUACCAGAGUCUUCUGGUUUCAUCCAUUGCUGUGUCCUAUAAUGUGGUGUGCGUACAUUAUACACGGAAGUACAAUAACCCGUACCACACACCACACACAUAUAUACACAGCAUAACCCAACCCCUCUCCGUUUGGGUCUGUUCCCUGCUACUUUGUUUUUUACCACUAUUCUAUAUAUACCACGGAACCAAGAAAGAAGAUAGAUAGAACGACCGGCAACUUUGUGUGUGCUUUUUUUGUCAAUAACAAUAUUCUGCUCCUCCCUCUCACCACACCUUUUUUUGCAAUUUGACUUAUGGAGCGUUCAUUGACGGCGGAUUUACCAGUUGAGCAAGUAGCCAGAGUCGUGAGGCGACAUCUUGUCAUUCGUCCAACUCGGUCACAGCAUGCCUCAUCGUCAAAUUCAGUAGCAGCAACACCUAUAGCUUCACAGAUACCCCGUCGUACCACAUAUAACAGCAGCAGUACUAGUAGUAAUAAUAGCCACCGAACAGCAGCAGCAGCUACACCUGCACCACCCACAGCAACAACUGCGACUUCAACUGCUACUGCCACUGCUACAAAUCAGUCAGAACAAGGCAGUUAUUCAAACAAUCAGCAAGAUAACACGACAUCCUCCAUUUACAGCACGCAUCACCUACUACCUGGCGGUGCGAUCGUCGAUGAAAUAUACAAGUGGACAGCACGAGUAGAGAAUGAACAACAAUUGCGACGGCAGCGCGCGGAAUCAAUCUCGUUGCCUGCAGUACGGCCGUCUAUCAGCGAUCCGCUCUUACAAUCAUUGAAGCAACCAGGCGGGUUCCGGCGCCACUAUGUCCUGAGCAAAGCGGCACGCCAAGGCAAGUCCCCGCCCAACUUUGUCACAUCCAGUUUUGUCGAAUUCCUCUGUUUGUACGGACAUUUUGGUGGCGAGGAUUUGAGUGACGACGACGAAGAAUCAUCGUCAUCUUCCUUGAGCUCUCUAAGUGAUGAAGAGACUAUCACUACCGCUACUACUGGGCAUCGUCGGCAUCAUAAUCAUCAUCAUAAUCAUCAAGAGGAAGAAGGGUUGGCGUACCGUGGCAACAACAUGAUCAAUCGCGCAUCCUAUCAAUCAUGCGAUACUUCGACGAAUUCUAACAGUAGGGGCACUAGUAAUAGUAACGGCAUCAAUCAUCAGCGCAUUAAUAAUAUCAGCAAUAAUAAUGAUAAUAACGGUGGCGAAAGUAGUAGCAGAAGCGAAAGUAAUCUUAAUGGCGAGCCACCAUUACUACCGUUACCAGCAAGCACGUCAUCGACGAGAAAUUAUCCAGUACAGUUUCACCAGCUGCAGGCGCGUGAAACAAUGCCCCUCAUGUCACGAUCACGGCCAGGUCAGACGCUGCAGGGCAAAGCGACCCCGGGCAAGGCUAUGUUUUUGUUACUCAAAUCAUUUGUUACCACAGGGAUCAUGUUUCUGCCCAAAGCGUUUUAUAACGGAGGAUUGGUGUUUUCGACAGUGGGAAUUAUUAUAUGGGCAUUGAUCUCAUUGUGGUCGUUUUUAUUAUUGGUACAAACGCGGUUGGUGGUCCACGCGAGUUUUGGUGACAUGGGCGGGGUCUUGUACGGCCCAAAGAUGAAGGUUGCCGUAUUGGUGGCUAUCACGCUCUCACAGAUCGGGUUCGUAUGUGCCUACAUGGUAUUUGUUGCCGAAAACUUACAGUCCUUGGUCCUUGCGUUCUCCAAAUGUCGCGUGCUGCUUCCAAUGCAUCUCUUGAUCCUUGCCCAAAGUUUUGCAUUUAUACCCUUGGCCAUGAUUCGAAAGAUCCAGCGUCUUUCGGUAUUUGCCCUGAUUGCGGAUGUAUUUAUUGUCAUUGGACUGCUUUACCUGUUCUACUAUGACCUGAAGGAGUUGGUAGUGAUCGGUGUGGGCGAUGUCACUGUAUUUUGGAACCCGAUCCAUUUUCCACUUUUCAUCGGUACAGUUGCCUUUACAUAUGAAGGCAUUGGCUUAGUAAUACCCAUCACGGAAUCCAUGAAAGAACCCCAAAAGUUCCCAGGCGUUUUACGCAGAACGCUUAUGGUUAUCACUAUAUUAUUCAUACUUCUGGGUGCGAUCUCGUACCUGGCUUUUGGCGAAGAUGUCCAGACGAUCAUCCUCCUCAAUUUGCCCAGCAAAGACCCAAUGGUGUCAUCCAUCCAAACGCUGUACUCUCUCGCUAUCUGCCUCUCUAUACCCUUACAACUGUUUCCGGCCAUUAGAAUCAUGGAAAACGGACUAUUCACGACACGGUCGGGCAAGAACAAUGCAGUUGUCAAGUGGCAAAAGAACGUUUUUCGGGUGCUGGUUGUUUUUUUAUGCGCUUGGAUUGCAAUUGUUGGGUCAAGAGACAAGCUGGACAAGUUUGUGUCGCUCAUUGGCGCCCUUUUCUGUAUACCGCUAUGUUUCGUGUUUCCUCCAUUGUUCCAUAUCAAGGCAUUAUCACUUCCUCCGAUGCGACGUGCUGCAGAUAUUGCCUUGAUUGGAUUCGGUGUCAUAUGGUACUUUAAUAAUCUCUCACUCUCUCUACGUGUUGGUGUUGUGUAAUAAGAUGGGAAUGGGUUGGAAGUGUAUCACCAUCACCAAUGAAGUGUCC
Zychaea mexicana is the source of this 2595-nucleotide messenger RNA. RefSeq names its product transmembrane amino acid transporter protein-domain-containing protein. Gene Ontology annotation, molecular function: amino acid transmembrane transporter activity. Bases 297 to 2546 code for a protein of 749 amino acids. Gene Ontology annotation, biological process: amino acid transmembrane transport. The record is from RefSeq and is a predicted model, not a curated record. The transcript is spliced from 4 exons. Lineage: Eukaryota; Fungi; Mucoromycota; Mucoromycetes; Mucorales; Lichtheimiaceae.